AUGGAAUACCUCGAAGGCAGGACCACCGAGGAUUCGAAGGCAUCGAAGCGCGCGCUUGCGUCGUUCUUCCUGCGGAACGGUUUUCUCCAAAGAAAAAGCUUCUCACCGCUUCGAGCCAAGUACCUCCUUGUGGUGCCUUCAACUCUGCGACAAGAACUCCUGCAGGCCCUGCACGACGAUCCGACGGCAGGGCACCUCUGUGUUUACCGCACGCCCGUGAAGAUACAAAAAAGUGCGCGCUUUAUCCACCUUUCGACGUGCUCAUCAGAGGAGCCAGGUAAGGCCACGAGCAACGCCGUCGUCGCCGAGGCUACGGAGAGGAGUGGGUCUGUUAAGACCAAGAGACGUGUCGCUGACCAGCCGGCCACUCCCGACAAUCGAAAAAGCUCGCAGCGAUCGCAUCGAGAUUCCGCAUCUUCUUCGUCGAGUCGUCGCAAGAGCAAAAGACGAAGCAAGUCGUCGCUCGAGACCUACCGUGUCGACGCCGACAAGAAGCAGGGCGGACAGAACAAGAAAGAGGACGUGUCCAAGUCGACAACGGAGAUAGUUUCCGUAGAAACCCCGACUCCAGCACCUGCGGAACCAGCUGCACAGCCAGAACCAUCUCCUGUUCCAGAGCUCACGCCUCUUGCCGCAAGCUCUCCCGAGCCACAGCAGGAGGACGAGAAAGCUAUUGAGGUGCCUGAAAAAGGGGCCGACAAUUCGGUUCACUCGGCCACGGGUGCGUUAGUGCACGUGGUGUUUCUGGUGCUGGCCAUCCUGACUUUCCUCGUAUCCCUGGACGUGCUUAGCGCCGCCUUCAAGCUGAUCAGCGGUCGCGCGGCAGGCCGUGUAUUCACCAACAGCAGCGUGUUACGCAACCCCGUGGUGGCCCUCAUGAUCGGCGUGCUCGUCACGGUCAUGGUGCAGAGCUCCUCCUCGUCCACCUCAAUCACCGUAUCCAUGGUUGGGUCCAACCUUUUGACGGUGCGCAGUGCGGUGCCCAUCAUAAUGGGUGCCAAUGUGGGCACCUCGGUGACCAACACCAUGAUCUCGCUGAUGCACAUCAAGCGACGAGACGAGUUCCGCCGAGGCUUUGCAGCGGCCACCGUGCACGACAUCUUCAACUGGCUCACCGUGCUCGUUUUGCUGCCCAUAGAAGUGGCAUUCCAUAUGCUGGAGAAGAUCUCCGAGGCGUUUGUGCACGUGAUCGACAGAGGGCAGCGACUGGAGACGUCAAACUACCUGAACGCCCUUACAAAACCCUUUGUCAGGGUUAUCGUGCAGCUCGACAACCAAGUAAUAAAGGAAAUAGCGCUGGGAAAGGACACCAAUGGAACAAUCCUGAAGCGAUGCUGCCGAAAAAAUGGCACUGAAUGCGUCGGCAAGUGCGCAGCGCUAUUCAACUGGCUGGACUGGAGCGAUACCGUGACGGGAGCCUGCUGCUUUGCGAUCGCCGUGCUGACCAUCCUGCUCUGUUUCUACGUCCUGGUAAAAGUGCUCACUGGACUCACUCAGAGCCACGUUGUCAAGGUACUGACAGUGUGCGUGAACCGCGAGUACAGUUUCCCAGCGUCCAUGCUGGUGGGCUACCUGAGUCUGCUCUUGGGCUGCCUCAUUACGUUCGUGUUCCAGAGCAGCUCGGCGUUCACGUCAGCGCUGCUGCCGUUUGCGGCGCUGGGCAUGCUCGACCUAGACCGCGUGUAUCCGCUCACGCUUGGUUCCAACGUAGGAACCACGGCCACUGGAUUGGUGGCCGCCCUGGCGGGCAGUCCCGUAACUCGGGAGCAUGCGCUGCAGAUAGCCCUGUGCCACACCUUCUUCAACGUCAUCGGCAUCCUACUCUUCUAUCCGCUGCCCUUUCUCAGAAUACCGUUGUUCAUAGCACGACGGCUUGGUGAAACGGGCGCCAAGUACCGGUGGUUCGUGCUCUUCUAUCUACUGGUGACGUUCGCGUUGAUUCCGCUGGGGGCACUGCUGCUGUCCCUACUCGGCGAUGUUCCUUUCAGCAUCAUCAUGGUCGUCCUUAUAUCAUGCGGACUAUUCACGGCGUUCAUAAACGUGCUCCAGGAGAAGGCGCCGGAUCUGUUGCCCGUGAUCCUCCAAAACUGGGACUUCCUGCCCCUUUGGAUGCAUUCGCUGGCACCCAUGGACCGCGUCUUCAGGCGCCACCUAGAGCGCGUGCCUUUCUGCCAGGUUUUCCUCAACGAGAUGUCUUUCAUCUCAGAUCCUCACGUGGACGAACUGCCGCCUUACGUGCCCGAUGCGUCUCCAUAG
Molecule: messenger RNA, 2256 nt
Organism: Rhipicephalus microplus (southern cattle tick)
Lineage: Eukaryota; Metazoa; Arthropoda; Arachnida; Ixodida; Ixodidae
Product: sodium-dependent phosphate transport protein 2B
Biological process (GO): sodium-dependent phosphate transport
Cellular component (GO): membrane
Molecular function (GO): sodium:phosphate symporter activity
Source: RefSeq, a predicted model, not a curated record